AUGGAAGCUCCCGGUUCCGACCAGCCAUGUCCCUCCGAGGCCUCCAGUAUCUCCGCUGCUUCGCACGAAGGCAGAGAUGAGGAGAUGAAGACGAAAAUGAUGAUGAAAGAGAAAAACCAUGUUGAAGGGUCCGAUAAAUCAAAAUCGCACCUUUUGCUUGAUCUCAAGCUCUCAAACAACAAUGGUGACGAUGAUGAGGACGAUACGAGAGAUCAUGGGUCGAAGCCAGAAGUCGAUAUUUUCAACAGCUCGAAUGGGGGUUCUUCCCAAGUAUGUGAGUCGUCAAAAAUUAGGAUUUUCUCGUGCAACUACUGCAAGAGAGAGUUUUCGACUUCUCAGGCUUUGGGAGGGCACCAAAAUGCCCACAAACAAGAGCGUGCACUUGCAAAAAGGCGACACAAUAGUAUGGAUGUAGGACCUUAUGGAUUUGGGCAUCCACCACCGUAUCCUUAUUAUUCUCCUUAUUCAUCUUAUCCUUUUCAAAUCCCGUCUUCCUUUAACAGAUCUCCACUCGGGAUUAGAAUGGACUCCAUGAUACACAAACCCUCCUCUCCCUCUUUUCCAUGGACCUCGUCGUCGCCCCCAGGGUACCGGUAUUUAGGACACGACGGGUGGCCACCUAGGCCAUCAACCUCGUUUGUGGUGAACCCACAAUCACAAUCGUCGACCUUUGAUCGGCUAAGAAUGAUGGAAGGGUUUCAGGCACAUAAUAAUAUUGGUGGGUUUGGUGGUGGUGGUGCUGCUGCUGUUGGGUCAUCCACUUCUAGGUUUCACAACUUUGGAGGUGGUGAUGGUUCUUCAGCAGCAAGUACUGCAAUCACAACUACUGAUCAUGGUGAGAAGAAUCUUUGGAACCGACUCGGAUUUUCGGAAAGUAAUCCUCCGGAUGAUGAUCCUGAUCUUGAUUUGAAUCUCAAACUUUGA
This is a messenger RNA of Camellia sinensis, 924 nucleotides long. RefSeq lists its product as uncharacterized. Gene Ontology annotation, biological process: negative regulation of abscisic acid-activated signaling pathway. Lineage: Eukaryota; Viridiplantae; Streptophyta; Magnoliopsida; Ericales; Theaceae. The record is from RefSeq and is a predicted model, not a curated record.